GCAUGCUCCAAAAGUUUCAGCCUGCUCGUUACCCUACUUCUUACUCUCUUCCCCUCAGCCUGACGCUUCGCUGCACAAGAUGAACAACACUGUCAGGACUGACAGACUCGAUGAAGCAAUAUGGAAUCGCUAUCGUACAACGAUCGAGAGCCUAUACUGGGAAAAGUCACUCGAUAAGAUCGAUGCGCACAUGAAGAAGCAUCAUGGUUUCGUCGCUAGUAAAUCACAAUACGAAAGGCAUUUCCGCAAAUGGGAACUACGGAAGAAUCUGACCACGGCCGAAUGGGCAGCCACUAUCAGGUAUUUGAUGAGGAACUCAAUUGAUCUCGAGCAAGUCGAAGUGUUAUUCAAGGGACGCGGAAUCCCCCAAAAUAGAGUCUUGCAGGAGAUAGCACGGCGUAGCUCGUUUGCUAACACCCUACACCAUGGUCCCCAUCGGCUUCCCAAAGAUAUCGGCGUACGACGACGGUCAUGCGCCCCAACCAUGGACACCGCAAACGGCCUUCAAAUCAUACCAGCUCCUGCCACAAGCUCGUCUUCUAUGCAAGCCGAACUAGACUUUGGCCUAUUCACGAUUACCUCGCCCUCGAUACACGGCCUCAGCUUCAACAAGCCCACCCGUGUUGCCGAGUAUAGCUUGCCAUUUUCCUGGACGCAUUCUAUCAAUUUUGACUCCAUCUCACAGAGCCUCUCUUCUUCCCAGCAGUUGGUGAAGUGGACGAAGCCUUCCAAGAUGCAGCUCGAUGCGAUCUUCCAUUCAAAACAUUGGCCGCUCGUGGAUACUACAUAUGGAAGCCACAGUACAACACUUCCCAUGUACGCAAUCGCGUCACUUGCCAACAACAUAUCGUCGGGCGACCGUACAACUUCAAAUGAUGCCUAUGCACUGUUAAAGACGCUUCCUCUGGGUGACGUUUCACGAAGCUUGAAGGCCCUCCCGACUCCGAUUCUGGAUGCUAUCAAAGAAAGGGUGUUUGCUACUGCUGUCAGGGUUGGGGAUGUGGAUCUUGUAUCAACCAUGCUUGAGUUGGACAUGGACCCUCACGAGCAGGUCAUGAUGGACUGGCCGUCCGAGUCGAAACCAACCUACCCACUUCAGCUUGCUGUAGCUUCGGGUCAUUUCGCGGUUGCGAAAACACUAUGUAUGCACAUGUGUCGAGAGGCAACUCAUGUACAACUUGACGAGCUGAUUGACCAUGUUGUCGAAGGAUAUGAGUCCAAUCGUUCUCAUUACUCCAGACAUUCCGCCAAACUCAGCGAAUCAGAAAAGACAGAGCUGAUGUGCAUCGCUCUUGACGCUGGGGCCAAACCUCAUCAGAAUUUCCUCGGGACUGAUGAUAACAAAGUUUCCGUGACAUCUCUUAAGCAGCUGGUGGAAGCUUCGGAGGUAGGGAUCAUCGCAUGGCUGGAAGCAGGCCUACUGCAACAUUAUUUCACCAAGGGAAAACACGGGACGCACUUGGAAGCGCAAAACUCCUUAGCUAGAGACGUUCUGCAAUUUGUUCUGUACAGCCAACAGCACUAUCUGCCGAGGGGAGACCCAAGACUCAGGACAGCAAUUUUGGGCGCACUCCAUGCUGCUCUCCGUCCGCACAACGAAAUGGCUGUGGAGACGAUUCUGGAAGCAUUCAGUCUUCUGGGGUAUCACCUUAACGACGGAGACCCUCACAUAGGCAAUUUCGGCGCAUCCGGAUCCAUUGACAGAUCGAUUCUGGAGGCGUUUGACAACGCAGACUGGAGUCUAGUGGCGUCUUCGAUGAUAGAACACAAGUCUAUGGCAAAUACUGAUAAAGUUGGCUCCUUUGUAGAUCAAGAGUCAGCGCUCGACGAUGCCAUUGGAAAGAACGACUUAAGGCUCGCGUACCACAGGUACACCCUAUUGAACGAAAAGCGAGCUCGAAUUCGUCCUGGGCCACGCAUUGUCGAACUCGCGAUCAGCCUCGGCGACUCUACCUUUGCUAUCACCUUCGUCGAACAGAUGGAAGACUGCUCCCGUUUAGGUGUGUUAGGCCUUCUAGCUAUGUUGGAAGGUACUCAGAUCUCGACAGUCAGUACCCUUCUAUUACGGAAUCCCAUUUGGAAGCCUGCAUUGGAAGCUGCAAGCAAGGACGACGAUCUUUGCGCCUUAGAGACACUGUAUUUCCACGGUUUAGAGGUACCGUACAUGACUUCAAAGAGAUUUGGUGCUGUCCUAGACCAGAGUGAACUUCAGCUGUGUUUCCGAACUGUUGCUUAUCAUCUUAUGGCAAAGAACGACUACAAACUCUGUAAAUGGCUGCUAAAGCUUGGCAUGGAUCCUGAUGAGCUCCAUGCAUCUUGGGAUCAUCAAGUGUACGUGGGGAAAGCACCGGGAUUGCAUUGCUCUCUUCCUGGGGGCAUUGGCCCGUUAUAUCUGGUGGGUGAUAUAAUCUUUACGUUGCCUUCCCUCCUUGCCGUCGCAGCUGAGAAGAGCAACAUAGCUUGGAUGAGGUUUCUUAUGACAGAAGGUGUCUCUGUUAUUGAUUCGAUGGCGUUAUUGCGAGCAAUCAAGUCAAGAGCGACUGCCGCCACGAUACAUCUCCUCCUAGACGCAGCCAAGGCAGGGAUAUCUUCAAUUGGACGAAGCGUCUAUGGUGUUGCGGCACUUCGCCAAGCGGUGAGGCACCGCGACAUCUCUAGAAUCGACAUUCUAUGCGAUGUUGUCAAUAUCGAUGAGAUCGAGCCGUUCACCGAGGAGUUUCUGAAAGAGAAAGCGGCUAUUAGCCCUCUAGGUGAAGCGAUCAUCGCGGACGACUCCGAGAUGGUACGGCUAUUGUUGAAGCGCGGUGCCAGUCCAAACGCAUACGUAUCCUUUAAUGGCUUGAGAAUGUCGAAGCACAUCAAGAGUCACAUACAACGAGUGACUCCCUUACUGGCCGCUAUCGACAUACAAAGUCUUCCCCUGGUGAAGAUCCUGGUGGAGCAUGGGGCGGAGCUGCAGUAUACGCGCAGUAUGGGUAUCAGUCGCACGCCUUUGCAAAGAGCUGCCGAGACUGGUAGCUUCGAUAUUGUGGAGUAUCUCACCGACCAGGAUGCGAUUAUCGAUACAGUCCCAGUAUACUCUGGCGGCACCGCGUUGCAACUAGCUGCUUUGAAUGGAUUCUGCGGCAUUGCAGCGUUUCUGCUCGAGCACAGGGCCGAUACAAAUUACCCGCCGGCCAAGGGCGAUGGGCGGACAGCUUUCGAAGCAGCAGCAGAGUGGGGCCAUGUCGACACGAUGUCGCUUUUGAUGCAGUGGAACGUCAACCUCGAUGCACAGUUUGGAGAGCUUCCCGAAAGUCAGUACGAGCGGGCUCGAUGGUUUGCCGAGCAGAACGGGUUCAUGGCAUCAAAGCGCUUCGUCGAACAUCUCUAUGGGCAAAGGACGAGAGACGAAAGUUGGCCUGCGGGUUUGGCGUUGGAUUCGAUAUGAUUUAUGUGCUGAUAAUGCGGCGAACUGCGGACACCUCUAGAACGCGUCUUGUGUUAGUUCAAAUAGAAUGCGCCACUCAUACCUUGCCCAGGU
Molecule: messenger RNA, 3523 nt
Organism: Alternaria rosae
Lineage: Eukaryota; Fungi; Ascomycota; Dothideomycetes; Pleosporales; Pleosporaceae
Exons: 3
Coding region: 80-3430 (1116 amino acids)
Molecular function (GO): protein binding
Source: RefSeq, a predicted model, not a curated record